AUGGAGAUAUCUGAGAUUCCCGUUCAAAAAAUUUUUAAGAGUAUCAUUCUUGAUUCUCUCAUGAAGGAUGAGUUCAUACGCAAGAGACAAAGUACAGAAAACUUUUUUAGUAGAAAUGAGUACUUGUUAACAGGUGCGGCGAUAGUUGCCGGUGCUGCUUUGGGUCCUUUAGCGGUUACUGGGUUAGUAGCAGCAUUAGGAUUUGGUGAAGCCGGUAUUGUUGCUGAUAAGUUAAAAUUUUCAACCACUUCUGCUAAACGUUCGAACAUUUUCUUUACAUUGGGACUACUAAGUGUAUUUUCGCGAUACUCUUAA
Funneliformis mosseae is the source of this 315-nucleotide messenger RNA. NCBI's taxonomy places the organism in Eukaryota, Fungi, Glomeromycota, Glomeromycetes, Glomerales, Glomeraceae. The record is from the annotation of a GenBank genome assembly.